Messenger RNA from Rodentolepis nana, 345 nucleotides. Lineage: Eukaryota; Metazoa; Platyhelminthes; Cestoda; Cyclophyllidea; Hymenolepididae. The record is from the annotation of a GenBank genome assembly.
AUGACAACCUCAUCAGACAAAGAAAAUAGCGAAAGUGACAAGACUGUUACACCCAAUACAAACCGACCUCAGGGCAAUUAUCUGUGCCCCCGAUGUCGUGCUGCGUAUUGCGAGCUGCCAAUAGAAUGCGUUGUUUGUGGAAUAACGUUGAUGUCAGCGCCGCAUUUAGCUAGAGCAUAUCAUCACCUUUUUCCUCUUGCUCAGUUCAUUGAAACACCAAGGUCUGAGGUUAUCGCAAAAACAGUGGUAUAUAAGUGCCCAAAAUGCGGGCACUUCUUUUGUGCUGAUUGUGAUACUUUUCUGCACGAUUUUGUACAUUCUUGUCCCAGAUGUACACUUCCUUAA